AUGAGCAGUCUGAGCGAAGAGUCGGACCAAAAGUGUCGUGAAUUGUGUGAAGAGAUGUCGGCUCUGAAGGCAAGCAAUGAGUCCGAAGUGAAGGCAUUGAAAGCACAGCUCAAGUCAGCCAUGGAUUCAAUGCAGACAAUGGAGACUCAGAUCAAGGAUUUAAAACAAAAUCUUUUAAAUUAUAAUAAAAGUUUAAAUGAAAUGUCGAUAAAAAACAGUGAAUUGAGUGAAGAGUUGUCGGCAUUGAAGACAUCGAAACAUAUCAUUGAAUCCGAUGUCAAACAAAUGGACAAAGAAAUCAAUGCACAGAAUAUUAGAUCUCCAGUGAGUGAUAACUCUUCAUCGAUCGGAUCCCACAAUCAAUUGACCACUAAUUCGGACAAAAUCAGAGAUGACAUCAAUAUUGACCACAAAAUUACUGAAAUCCAGAAUCAAAUGAAAUAUAAUAACAAAAUGACAAACAAUUUAUAUAAUUAUUUAUUCGGUGAAAAUAAUUCAAUAAAAGCGUUCAAAGAGAUCGUAAAAAUGUUAGAAUCCUCGGCUGACUUGAGCUGUGCUUUCAAUGCCUUCACUUCGGACUCAUUGCUUGCCUUCAGAGCCGACAUCUCUUCACACAAUUCACGACACUUUCGGUCCGACUCUUCACUCAGACUAUAA
Molecule: messenger RNA, 657 nt
Organism: Medioppia subpectinata
Lineage: Eukaryota; Metazoa; Arthropoda; Arachnida; Sarcoptiformes; Oppiidae
Source: the annotation of a GenBank genome assembly